Messenger RNA from Dictyostelium purpureum, 1165 nucleotides. RefSeq lists its product as uncharacterized. The record is from RefSeq and is a predicted model, not a curated record. NCBI's taxonomy places the organism in Eukaryota, Evosea, Eumycetozoa, Dictyosteliales, Dictyosteliaceae. Bases 117 to 1052 code for a protein of 311 amino acids. The transcript has a single exon.
GUUUUAAAAUAUAAUACUAUAUUUACACUUAUAAAUAAUAAAAACAUUUUUAUAUAUCAAUAUUUAAUAAUAAUAAAAUAAAAUAAAAAAAAAAUAAUAUAAAAAACUAUAAAAAAAUGACAUUAGAAGAUAAAAAUAACAAUAAUAACGAAGAAGAAAUUGUUAUAAACGAAGAUGAUGAAUAUUUAGGUAUUCUUCAUUUAAAUAAAGAACAAUUAAUUGAUACAAUUAGAGAAAUUAGAGAAGAAUAUUUUGAAUUACAAGAAGAUCAUAAUAAGUUGGAAGAAAGAUAUAAAGAUAAAAUUAAAGAAAUAGAGUUUAAUAGAAAACUAUUAACUGAAAGAGAAGAUUUACUUUUACAAUUACAAUGGGACCCAAAUCAAGAUAACAGCUAUUUAAUGCAAAUGGGUGCAUCUGACACAAAUCAAGCAAAUGAACAAAAAAUGAAGGCUAUGAUGGAUCAAAUGAGAGUAAUGGAGCGUGGUAUCUUUGAAAGAGAUGAAAAAAUAAAACAAAUGGAAAAGGUUAUCGAAACAUUUACCCUCCAACAAAUUAAUAAUGGUGUACAACCAACCCAAAUAAUCUAUCCACAAUUCAAUACUAUUAGACAAUCAGCCAGCGAGCCAAAUUCAUCAUUUAAUACCCCUGCCAAUCCAAGCAUUUUCAACAAAUUAUCACAAUCUACAGGUGUACAAAGCAGUAAUAUGGAAGCUCCAAAUACCUUUACACCAAUUGAAAAGUAUCCAUUACCAAGAGAGGCCACUCAAAUGUUUGACCACCAAAAUAAAGAAUCUACUGUCUCUGUAUCAACUCCUCAAACCUCACAACCAUUAAAUAGAUCCACUUCAUUUUGGCAAUCACCAAGUGCUUUCUUUUCUAAUCUUUUAGGUCGUUCCUCAUCCACUGAUGUUAUAAACAAAGAUAAAGAUCAAGAAAAUUCAAAUAAUAAUGAGGCAUCUGACGAUGAAGACUAUUCUACCAUUGACACUAAGCCACACGUUGUUCCAUUACAAUCUCAUGAAAUCCCAACAUCAUCUGGUAUUAGAGUUUAAAAAGUCUAUUCCAUUAAUACAAAUUUUUUACAAAAAGAAACUCGUUGUUAUUUUAUUAUCAAAAUCAUAUUAACACUAAAAAUUUAUCAUUACAAAUAAAUAUCUUUAGAGAU